AAAGUAUGAAGGCAUUUGUGGUGUGUGUUUGUGUGGUGGGUUGAGGACUUGUCUAGCGAUGCCUAAACCCAGUGACAUGUCUUUCACUCUUUCUCCCCAGAUGAAGGCCUCCUGCCUCUUCUCCUGCUUCUCCCUGCUGAGCUUCUGUGUCUGCUUCCCCCUGGGUGAGGGGCAGGCUUUAGGCCAGUUAGCCGCCAAGUGGAAGUGUUCGCCUGGAGACCUGAAGUCCCUCCUCAGAGUUGCCAGAGAACUGCAGGGCUUUGAGAAGGUGCGAGCUGGCAUCCACCUCCGCUUCGGGAGGGAGGGAGGAGGAGGUCCAGAAGAUGAGAAUGAAGCCACCAACUACCUGCUGAAGGAGGCAGGUGAGAAGAGGACUGUCACUUUGGGGAACCUUGCUGAGGAGCUGAACAGCUACAACCGGCAGAAGGGAGGCUUCAGCUUCCGCUUUGGGCGGCGGAGGCGGAGGACAGCAGCUCUCUUCUGA
Molecule: messenger RNA, 484 nt
Organism: Zootoca vivipara (common lizard)
Lineage: Eukaryota; Metazoa; Chordata; Lepidosauria; Squamata; Lacertidae
Source: RefSeq, a predicted model, not a curated record